Molecule: messenger RNA, 885 nt
Organism: Penicillium expansum
Lineage: Eukaryota; Fungi; Ascomycota; Eurotiomycetes; Eurotiales; Aspergillaceae
Exons: 2
Coding region: 1-885 (294 amino acids)
Biological process (GO): secondary metabolic process
Source: RefSeq, a predicted model, not a curated record
AUGCGUCACACCAAAACCCCACGCAUCUACCUUAUCGGUCGAGAUCAGACGAGAGCAUCAGAGAUCAUCGAUGACCUUAAGCUCGCGAACCCAGAGGGACAGGUACAUUUUAUCAAAUCUGACGUCUCCUUGCUACGGGAGGUGGAUGAGGCAUGCCGCGUCAUUCAACACAAGGAGGACAAGAUCAAUUUGUUGUUUCUAAGUCCUGGAGUGGGAACAGCCAAAGGCAGGGAUGAAACGGACGAGGGACUUGACAAAAAGCUCAAUCUUCACUACUACAGCCGAAUGAGGUUUGUAGUAAACUUCCUACCCGAGUUGACCAAGGCAGGCACGACCGGAGAUACAGCAAAGCCCGGAACGGGUCUAUCCCGCGUUGUCUCAGUUCUCGGAGCAGGCAGUGAAGCUGCUCUUCAGCUUGCUGAUCUUUCUCUCAAAAUCCACUACUCCAUGUCCAUGGAGCAUCUCGCCUCAUCACAUCCAAACAUCUCAUUUAUUCACUGUUCCCCCGGGAUUGUAAGGACUCGCCUCAUGCGAGACAUGAAUCCUUUGGGGAAAUUUGCAAUUGACUCGCUGAUGUUUUUGGUAAAGUCACGGGAAAUACCUUUGGUGGAAAGUGGAGAGAGACAUCUGCAUGUGGCGACUAGCCCGCAGUUUCCGCCGCGUGCGUGGACGAGCAAUGACGCCGCUGAGGGGUCUGAUGCUCAUAUUGGCAGUGGCUUCUAUCGAGUUGCGCCUGAUGGGUCGACAUACAAGAGUAGCAAAAUCAUGCAGCAGUAUCGCGAAGAUGGAACAAGGAGUCUUAUUUGGAAGCACACGCUAGAGACCUUUGCGAAGGUCUGUGGCGACCAAAGAAGCGAGCGCGAGGAUGAUAUCGCGGAUAUUUAG